Messenger RNA from Bufo gargarizans (Asiatic toad), 2400 nucleotides. Its product is annotated as protocadherin gamma-B5-like. Gene Ontology annotation, cellular component: plasma membrane. Gene Ontology annotation, molecular function: calcium ion binding. The record is from RefSeq and is a predicted model, not a curated record. Lineage: Eukaryota; Metazoa; Chordata; Amphibia; Anura; Bufonidae. Gene Ontology annotation, biological process: homophilic cell-cell adhesion.
AUGGCAUGGCAAGUACUAUUUUUCUACUUUUCUUUAUUUUCUAUUGCUGCUUCCAAUGAAUUCCACUACUCAAUUUUAGAGGAGCUGAAGCUAAAUUCUGUUGUUGGUAAUGUUGCAGAAGAUUUGGGACUGAACAGCAGCAAUCUCAAAAUGAGAAAAUUAAGAAUUGUCUCUCAACACAAUAGAAAUUAUUUUAAUAUAAGCAUAGAAAAUGGCAAUUUAUAUGUCAAUGAAAGGAUAGACAGGGAGGAGAUAUGUGGGUCAGAGCAGAGUUGCUUUCUGGAUCUUGAAAUUUUGGCAGAAAAUCCAGUUAACAUUUAUUCAGUAAAACUUGAAAUCCAAGAUAUAAAUGAUAACCCACCAAAUUUUCCAAAUGAAGUAGUGAAUAUACAAGUAAGUGAAUCCACUUUGCCUGGAGCACGAUUUGUUCUUGAACAUGCAAAAGAUCUAGAUUUAGGCAUAAAUUCUUUACAGAGUUAUAAUCUAAGCCCAAAUCCAUACUUCUCAUUGGUGGAAAAAAAUGAGAUCAACAUGGUAUAUCCUGAACUCACUUUAGUGCAGUCUUUGGAUCGUGAAAAGCAACAAAAAUAUGAAUUAAUUUUGACUGCUUUUGAUGGAGGAAAACCAAUAAAAAGUGCAACUGCUAUUAUCAAAAUUGAUGUUCAGGAUGCAAAUGACAAUUAUCCAGAAUUUAGUAAAACUAUUUAUAAAAUUAGUUUAAAUGAAAAUGUACCAAUUAAUUCUGUAGUUAUAAAUUUGAAUGCCAGUGAUAACGAUGAAGGAUCCAAUGCUAAAAUUUCAUAUUCUUUUAGUCAUAUUACUGAAAAUGCGAAACAAGUACUUAAUAUUGAUUCUAAGAGUGGCGUUAUUAAAACGAUAGGAAAACUGGAUUAUGAAGCAACACAAACUUAUGAGAUGACUGUAAAAUCUGCUGACGGUGGAGGCCUAGUCACACAAUGUACUGUUUCAAUACAAAUUGUGGAUGUUAAUGACAACGCUCCUGAGAUAACAAUUGCAUCACUGUAUACACCAAUUUCAGAGGAUUCUACACCUGGAACUCUUGUGGCUUUAAUUAACAUAAAGGAUUUGGAUUCUGGGGAAUAUGGAGAAGUGAACUGCCAAAUUACAGAUAUAAAUCCACUUAAAUUAAUUCCAUCAUCCAAUAAUUAUUACAAACUUGUAACUGCAGGUCCACUUGACAGAGAAACAACCCCAGAAUAUAACAUCACAAUCAUAGCAGAAGAUGAAGGCUCUCCUCCAAUGAUAACUAAGAAAACUAUUUAUAUUAUUGUUUCAGAUAUGAAUGACAAUGCACCAGAUUUUGGAAAACCCUUUUAUAUUUCUUAUAUUCCUGAGCAUACCCCAGCAGGAACGUCAAUACAGAAUGUCCACGCAUCUGACAUAGAUCAAAAUGAGAAUGCUAGGGUCAUUUAUUCUAUCAACAGAAAUAUUGAUGAUAUUCCAGUCACAUCAUAUGUUUCCAUAAACUCAAUAAGUGGGGUGAUCUAUGCCCAGAGAUCUUUUGACUAUGAACAGUUGCGGGAAUUUCAGUUCCAGGUGAUGGCUAAAGACAGUGGAUCUCCUCCUCUAAGCAGUAAUGUCACAGUGAGGAUAUGUAUCAUUGAUAAGAAUGAUAAUGCUCCUAAGAUUCUCUACCCAUCACCAGCCUCUGAGGGAUCAGCAUUGUUUGAGUUUAUUCCUCCUUCUGCUGAAAAAGGUAAUCUAGUCACCAAAGUGAUUGCAGUGGAUGCUGACUCUGGCCACAAUGCCUGGCUCUCCUAUCACUUACUACAAGUUCCUGAACCAUCAUUAUUCACCAUUGGCCAGUAUACUGGUGAAAUUAGAAUUGGAAGAGAUCUUCCAGAUAUGGAAUCUUUGAGACAAAAACUUGUGGUUCUAGUGAAGGAUAAUGGUGUCCCAUCUCUGUCAUCUACAGUUACUUUGAACUUGGUUGUGGCUGAGAAUUUUCAACAAGUUGCUCCAAAAAUAAGAAGACAACCCAGUAACCCAUUACCUGCUUCUAAUGCAACACUCUAUCUUGUCACAGCUAUAGCCCUCAUCUCUUUUUUGUUUAUUGUGACAGUUUUCAUUGCAAUGUUAUAUAAGUGCAGAAAACCAAGCACUGCAACACACUUUGAAGCUUUUAGUAGAAAUGUGUAUCCUCAGUUCACCUUAGGAUGUCCUUCUGAGAUCAGUGAUACAAGUUUACCUUUCCCAUUCUCAUAUGAUGUUUGUGUGACUUUGGACUCAAAACAGAAUGAAAUUGCUUAUUUGAAACCAGUGCAGAAUGUCCCGACAGACAAUCUUAUAGACACUGAGGAUUCUGCUGUUGGAACAGAGUUGACAAAUGUUAACUUUAACACAAGCAUCAAUACACAGGUAUGCAAGAUAUAUUUGUAG